AUGAUUCAAAUACCGUUUGGUUUCUCCAGCUAUGGACAUCCAUGUGGCUUUACUCUACUGGAAAGGUGCCAGAAUCUUAAGCAGUCGGAGAAGGAUCAGUACCUAUACAUGCUUGGUAUUGUCUCAGACUUCGUCUUUCAGACCAUGCAACAGUUCCAGGCCCAGGCGAACCUCCCCGCACUUUGUCCGGAUAAAGUCCGUGAUUCCAUUUACGCAAGACGUGUUCGCAAGUGGUUGAAGCUCCCGUACAAAUCUGAGAUGGGAGCAGAAAUAGCUUUAGCCGUGCUUGUACCUCUUGGCCCAAAGCCAAAUGACAUUCCAAGAAACAAAAAGCACAUUGACAAAAGCAACCCUGAUGACCCUCUUUAUGGUAAGACUGGUUGCUACUCCCAGGUGGUUACCGCUAAUGGCAAGGACAUGUACCUAUUUCAGGUGAUAAUAGCAUGGCGGAAAUGGAUCUCCAACAAAUGUCCGCACAAACACAACCUACUGUUACUCUCCCAGAAAGAAUAUGAAUGUGACAAAUUCAAUGUAUACAAGGAAACUGAAGAGGACGGCAAGGUUGCCGAAGACAGGUGUGGCCAGGAAGACAGCAACAAUGAUGUCAACAAAAGCAGCAACGACAAUGGUAGCAGUGAAGAUGAAGACGACAGUGGCAGUGAAGAUGAAGAUAGUAGCAGUGAAGAUGAAGAAUAUAGCAGCAGCUGCAUGCGCAAUGAAAAAAGUGAUGAAGAUGAAGUCCCAUAUCAAACAUUUACUGGGACUGAGAUACUCUCCUCCAUUGUUCAAGGGACUCAAGGAGAAAGCACAGGAAGUGUUCACUCUUCACCAACCCAAAUGAUCUUUGAGAAGUUGGUUCUGGGUGGAAUCACCAACUUUGUGUGCAAAAAAUGCCAAGUUUCGCGCGAAGCGCAAAGUUUCAUGAAAGUUGAAAGGGGUUUGGGGCGAAGCCCCAUACCUUUUCUACCGAGGAGAACCAACUUUCAUGAAACCUCUCGUGAUGGAUUGGCGGUUGAUGCCAGACCGGCUACCUAA
Cylindrotheca closterium is the source of this 1035-nucleotide messenger RNA. The record is from the annotation of a GenBank genome assembly. Lineage: Eukaryota; Bacillariophyta; Bacillariophyceae; Bacillariales; Bacillariaceae.